AUGUUACACUAUAAGAUGAAGUGGCUGAUUCUGGUGCAGCUCCUGCUGGCUCAGCACGCUUUCUGCAGGGCGCCACCUCCCCCAGUGCUAAGUAACAGUCCCCUGCCCAGCACCCCUGUCUUAGAGGAGGGGGACACCACUAAACAGAGCCAACGGUCUCUUCUGGACUCCCAAAUCCAUCCUAAUCUCUCAAAAGGGGUGCAGGAAGAAGCAAUCCAUGCAGAGGAUAGGGUGCAGUGGGAGGACAAGGACAAGUCAGCCCAGCGCAUACUCGCCACUUUCAGGGCAAAGUUUCAGGGCCGCAUCCACAUUCAGGGGAACGCCAGCUGUGAAGAACUCCUGUCAGCCUCCAACCCAUCCUCUGCCCUGUUUCCCAGGGAGCUGCUUGGCCUCUCACUGGUGCCUGUCCUAGUGGUGGCAGACUGCCCAAGGGAGGCCCACACCCUGGUGCUGUGGCUCUAUAAGCUGCUGGGUGUGGAGGACACAGAGCAGCUUCUGCUGGAAUUAGAGAGUCUAAUGGAAAAGGGAGUUCCCCGCCCCAGAGCCUCUCCCGCUCCUUCCUCACCCGUUGGACAGGUCCAGGCAGAACGCCAUCUCCAGGCAGUGAUGUUUAAUAUCCAGCAGCUCGCCAAGGCUGGGAGGCGGCAAGGCAGCUCUUGGUGGGGGAAGAAAGUAAAUCAGUGUUAUGGCUGGACCAAGGUGAACGGUACUUUGCUGUUAGGGUAUAUGGUUGAGGGAUCCGUGGGGGCGCUGGAAGUAGCUGUAAGAGCCUGUGAGAGCCUCGGGGCCCAGUGUGCUGGUGUGUCCCGUGGUGGGGCCCUCGACUCUGGGCACUACCAGGCUGUGAUGAAACUAGGGAGCUGGGUCGUUCCGACUGAGCACCCUGACUCAGAGAGCUGGAUCCGACAAUGUCGCUCCGAGGAAGGCGAGGCACUAUCUGCCUCCUCAGGUCGGCGUGCAAGGCGAAGUUCCCACAGGGACUGUGUGGACAAACAGGAGCAACGUGUUUACAAUGUGGUGGAGUGGAUCCCUGCUGUAAGCACCCUUUACAACUUAGGCACAGCUGUCUACUAUGCCUCUGUCAACUGUUCCGAGACAGCCAAAGAAAGAGCCAUCCUGAGCGCUGUAGACUUGGGCACCGAUGCCCUCAUGGCGGUGACGGGGGGCACAGCAGGGGUGGCAGGCUAUGCCCUGGGAGCGGGAGUAAAGACGGGAGUGAAGGCAGGGAUCAAAUACCUACUGAGCUCCAUGAAGCACGAGGAGGAUGACUUGAUGGUCAACCAGUACAGCUGGGAGGAGGGAGUCAUCACCAUGCAAUAAAUCCAGGACCAGAACAUGCAGCUGCAGAUCUGAUCCUGAUUUAUCCACCUUUACUAUCUAUGUUCUACUGGCCAAAAGUCAUAUGGGAAAAGGGCUAUGUUCGCAUUUAAAAAAAUAGCAGGGGUUGGAUUAAUCAGAAACAAAUCUGGCUUUGAUCUGAUUAAAGGAUGAAGGGGCUUUAGAAACACCCUGAAUAACCCCCCUCAAAAUCCGACCCUGACCCUUUCCCUCCUCUCUGUUCUGUCUGUCCUCCCCCGAACCCAAUCCCCACCCGCUCACCUCUACUGGUCAGGUCAGACUUACUCUUAUCCACCUCAUAAUUCAAACAGCAGGGACUAUUGUUUCAAUAUUACUUCAAUGUUGUUUUUUAUUAUCAAUAAGGAAUAUUCAUAGGAUGCUUUAUAUUAGUAAUGAUAUAUUUUAUUAUAUUCAGCAAGCAAUAUUCGUAAAGCAAUAUAAACACUGGGUAUUUGCAGGUAUCAAUUUAUUGGCACAUUUUUGUCAUCCAUUUUUUGUUUUUCUUUAGUCUGCAUGGAACUGACUUUGGCCUGAAAAUAUCUUUGCAUGAAGUCAUUAUAAAUGUAGGUUUAUUUGUAGGCUACUUUAGAAUGUAUUCCUAAACCAAUAUCUUCAUCUUCAAAUCUGUGUUUUUUGAUUAUUGUUGGGCAGUGUAAGUGCAACAAAAUAUGAUUAUUUUCCAUAGUGACCUGUGUUGUUUAUAGUUUGUUAGUGGGUGGUUACAAAAGAGAAGUAAUUGAUCAGCAAUAAUGGCGUGUGUUUUCAGUUGCCAUGUUAUGACUAAUACAGUAAAUUCUGUUCAAAUGUUUUACCUGCUACAAUUUAACGUUAACUGUAUUUGAUUAUCAUGUCUCUUGGUGUUGAAUACAAUGUAUUGUGAAAUAAAAUUUAAAAAAAGUAUUUAAAAACAAUAAUUGUUUUAAGAACCAGCGCCACAAGUGGUACUUUUCGUUUUCAUACGUCA
This is a messenger RNA of Hypomesus transpacificus, 2302 nucleotides long. RefSeq names its product apolipoprotein F (gene apof). NCBI's taxonomy places the organism in Eukaryota, Metazoa, Chordata, Actinopteri, Osmeriformes, Osmeridae. The record is from RefSeq and is a predicted model, not a curated record. The transcript has a single exon. Bases 1 to 1320 code for a protein of 439 amino acids. Gene Ontology annotation, biological process: cholesterol metabolic process.